AAAAAAACCGCAGCGGUACACAAAUAUUACCAAAAAUCUAGUGUACAAUGGCAGCCUAUAUUAAAACAUCAUUAUUCUGUGCCUUAAUUGUAUGUGCAAGCGCAAGCUAUGAGAGUUAUGGUCAUUCCGGUGGAGAUGCCGGUGGUGGACACGGUUCUGAAGGUGUAAGUUAUGGUGGUGAUGGCGGUGGCUACGAAAGUGGUGGCUACGGGGGCGGCUAUGGCGGUGGUUCACAUCAAGUUAGUCAUACCGUUGAAAUACACAAACCAGUAGCCAUACCAAUUUACAAGCAAAUCGCUGUACCAUAUCCACAACCAGUUCCGGUUCCAGUUCCACAACCCGUUGCCGUUCCAUAUCACGUUCCACAUCCAGUUCAUAUUCAUGUACCACAACCCGUUGCCGUUCCAGUUAUUAAAACGAUUACAAUCCCAAUUGAAAAACCAGUACCUUAUCCAGUUGAAAAAGCUGUACCAUAUCCAGUUGAAAAACCUGUACCAGUUACCGUUGAAAAACAUAUUCCAGUUCCUUAUCCAAAACCAUAUCCAGUUAAAGUUCCCGUUUAUAAGACUGUUUAUCAUCAUAAAUCCAGUGGAUGGCAUUAAAUUUAA
This is a messenger RNA of Chrysoperla carnea, 608 nucleotides long. Its product is annotated as zinc finger protein 512B-like. The coding region runs from base 48 to 602 and encodes 184 amino acids. Lineage: Eukaryota; Metazoa; Arthropoda; Insecta; Neuroptera; Chrysopidae. The transcript has 2 exons. The record is from RefSeq and is a predicted model, not a curated record.